Molecule: messenger RNA, 1607 nt
Organism: Pocillopora damicornis (cauliflower coral)
Lineage: Eukaryota; Metazoa; Cnidaria; Anthozoa; Scleractinia; Pocilloporidae
Product: octopamine receptor beta-2R-like
Biological process (GO): G protein-coupled receptor signaling pathway
Cellular component (GO): membrane
Molecular function (GO): G protein-coupled receptor activity
Source: RefSeq, a predicted model, not a curated record
CGGAGGCUACUCUAUUAAAGGUUGUCAGACUGUCAUGCCUGCUUGUCACGCCUAAAAAUGAUCCUUCUCUCCCUACGCUUACAAUGAAAGAAAUAGUUUUCUGAUAUGAAUAUUGGUCUAGAACAGCUCUGUAUAAUAGAAAAAAAACUAGUUUGAAUAGUCAAAACUGGAAAGUUCUUCCCUACAACUGAUAAAUCCUUGGUCAUAACCUGUGUACUUAACGACAAGGUUUCAAAAACUGUGCACAGUUAGCAGGCGGCAUUACUUUUUGCAAGCGUCUGAUGGCCAGGUAUUUAUGAAGAUAGUUUGUUUAAGGGUUAUAUCUUAAUCUUUAAUUUUUUCUCCGAUGACAAUUGCAGCACGUCAGUGAGGUAAUUUAAAUACGCCAAAGCCUUAGAGGUGGCAGAUGUCCAAGGACUCCUUCGUGCUGAUCAACAAGCAAGGCAUCGUUUGUGAUCGUAAAAUCAUGAAAACUUGGUUUUGGAUUAUCAGUUGGUCCCUUUCCAUCCUGGCCAUAACUGGAAAUGGAUUCAUCAUCUUCCUUGUUUGGGGCAAACGGCAGCUUCGCACCAAAACUAACGCGUUCAUCGUUUCACUCGCCGUGGCGGACUUUUGUGUUGGGAUGAGCGCUGUUCCUUCGCUGUUUGUGUGUGAGAUGGAAAAUGGCUGUAAAUUGUCAUUUACUUCGCGUGUAAUUGUUUGGGACGCGAGGAACCUGUUCGCAUAUGCGUCUGUGACCAACCUUUGCUGUUUAGUCCUGGAUCGCUACAUUGCUGUUGUAAAACCUUUAAAAUACUUGACAUUUAUGAAGCGUCACCGAGUCAUUCAGAUGGUUUCCUCAUCCUGGGUAAUUUCCUUCGCCGUUAUUGCUGUUCAGGCAAUGUACAAGCACUUUUUCAAAGAGAAUUCAAUUCUCUUUCACUUUUCGGUUUGUUUAGUUUUCAUCAUAGAGUUUUUCCCAAGUGUGAUGUUGAUUUUCUGCUUUGUAUCUAUGUUUAGGGUUGUCAUUAAGCAUAAUCGAGCCGCUCGCUCAUUGGCGAAACAGUUACACUUUAACCAUCGGGUUUUCUUCAAAACUCACGAAAAGUCUGCCAUUAUAAUGAUGGGGAUUGUGAUAAGUUUGUUUCUUGUGUGUUACGGGAUAUAUAUUCGAUGUACUGUCAUUUUCUUGUAUCAUAGCAAAAACGAAUGUAAAGAUGUUUUCUAUAAAAUUCCUGUCUUAGUGCUAAACUCAGCAAUCAAUCCUCUGGCUUAUUCUUUUUUCAAGAGAGACAUUAACGAAGAGUUUAAAAGACGCCUUUGCUUCGCCGUUUUGAUAAGACGAUGACUCGUCCUCUUGAUGAGAACAAAUUUUACAUUGGGGCACUGUUAGUAAUGUGACAGUUUGAGGGACUGAGGCAGAACCUUUAUUCUGUUAGAGCUCUUUUACUCUCAGCUUAGAUGGAAAAGGAUCAUUAAAUAUCGAAUUUAUUGUAGGAAUCAGCUCUUUUUAGGUUAAAUGAAGCGAGAAGGUGACGUGAAAAGAGAGAGCUAAGCCAUAGAUGUGAGAUAAUAAAAGGUUACGAAAAUUGUGUCCAUGAGGAUUCGAACCCGGACCGACCAGUUUC